This is a messenger RNA of Hypoxylon fragiforme, 1324 nucleotides long. RefSeq lists its product as uncharacterized. The transcript has a single exon. The coding region runs from base 192 to 1040 and encodes 282 amino acids. Lineage: Eukaryota; Fungi; Ascomycota; Sordariomycetes; Xylariales; Hypoxylaceae. The record is from RefSeq and is a predicted model, not a curated record.
UAAGAGUCCGUUUACAUCUCACAUUGCCGACUCUUUAGGGGUACAUAACUCACUAUCUAAAACCGUCGAAUGCCCCUACAAUUCAAGAAUCUAAUCCAUCCUACCUACCUACCUACCUUUAGUAUAAACAAAAGCAACCUAUAACUUUAUCACAAGAGGUCUCCUGAAUUAUAGCAGCCAAGUUCCUCGCCAUGAGUUACGCGUAUCAGCAGAAUAAUGUCGUGCCUGAUUCAUACUACGAGACAGCCGAAGAUGCGGAAAGCCUCUUUCUCGGCAUGGACCUAGACAUGGCAAUCUACCUGCUCCGCGCAGAGGAUUGGAGCCGCGAUGACUUCCGUGCCCUUACAAACGCCCUUGCCAAGUAUGACAACGGCAACUACCAGGAGCCAAGAAACCACGACAGCUGGACCCCAAGCGUCUGGGCCAACCACCUCCUGCUGGCCGGCAAAGUGAUCGACGCGUGCAGGUUCCUGAGGGACGACGAGUACUGCCGCGGCGAGCUGCCCACCACGCUCUACGUCUACGCCAUCAUCCGCCUCGCGACGGCCCACAUGUGUGGUAUCCGCCUGCGUCACUACGUCAGAACCGAGUACGAGGUUCCUGAGCCAGUGGUAGAAUCCCCCCCGAACCGAAUCCAGUACAAUAAUAACACCAACAGAAACAAUAACAACCACAACAACGCUACUCCUCCUCGUCCUACCUUUCCCAACAGCCACCUCCCCGCCCCUCCCCGCAGAAGCUCUAACUCCACCUCAGCCUCCCGCGCCCCGCAGCAGCGCCCUUCUCACCCCGGCCCCAGCAGGAGCUCCCGAGUCUUUGGCAACGGAGCCACAAGUUCACCUGCAAACCCCUUUGGCCCCCCUCCCCCAUCCAACGCCAUUUCUAUCACCGCCACCACCGGCGCAGUAGCAAACCCAUUCGCAAACCCCUUUGGUCCUCCUUUAUUUUCCAACACUACCAACACUGCUACUAACCCCGCCACCGGCGCUUAUGCUGCUGUGUACUGCCACAACUUCUCCGGAGGAAUAUGGCUACAGUAAUAGCAUAGCAUAGCAUAGCAUAGCAUAGCAUAGCAUAGCAUAGCAGUGGCGGUAGCUAACAUAACAGGCAUUUUAGGCGUCCCAGGCGCCAGUGGGAACCAGUGUUUUUUUUUUUUUUUUUUUUUUUUUGUGGCUAGAAAGAAUCGGAUGAUGGAAGAACUACCUGUGUAGCUAACCCGGGGGGUGGGAGUGGAAAGGGGUAAAAUAUAUCCAUACUCUAAUGUUAAGGGGGAGAGGAGGAGAUAGGAUGGAGAUUUCAGUUUAGAUGUCUAUGAACAACAACA